This is a messenger RNA of Dimorphilus gyrociliatus, 3513 nucleotides long. NCBI's taxonomy places the organism in Eukaryota, Metazoa, Annelida, Polychaeta, Dinophilidae. The record is from the annotation of a GenBank genome assembly.
AGCAUAGGCGAUUUCGCGAUGAAUUCAUCAUGGACGAUAAAGUAUUUCACGUUCAUCUCGAGAAACGACCCAGCAUCGGCUUUGGAUUCUCAAUCAUCGGCGGUUUUCCAUCUAGAUUAUUACCGUGGCAUAUAAUUUGUGAUAUUUUAUCCGGUUCUGCAGCCUUUGAUUCCGAGGUAAUUCGAUUUUUUUCAGUGUGUUAUACGAAUCGUUGUUGUUUAGUGAUUAUAUAGUUUGCUUUUAAAGAACAAUGCUUGAUAAUAACUUACAUUUUAAAACGAUUUGAUGGUAUUACGAUUAUUAUAUGAUCAUCAAUGAAAAUUCGACUGUAAUUAUCAUAAGUGAUUAUCUCGAUCUUCGCCUACUUUUUAAAUGAUUCUGCUUCCAAUCAAAUCGCAUAAAACCGGCUUAAGCUCUAGUCUUUUGACUAAAGUGGAAUGCUAUAAUCCUCCAGCUUCAAGUUGGUGACGUGAUAGAAGCCGUGAACGAUGAGUGUAUCAAAGGAUUAACAACUCUUGACGGUACGACAGGUUACGCCUAAUGUAUAUGUAUCUUUAUAGUAUAUACAUAGUAUAUUCCACAUAUAUACCAUAUUUAACAACAUAAAGGUAUUACCGUAUAUACAAUAUCUAUAUACACAUGUAUCUAUAAUAUAUAUAUAUAUAUAUAUACAGUAUAUAGAUAUAUUCAUAUUGUAUAUACUUCAAACAUAUAUAUAUAUAUAUACUGUAUAUACUAUCUGUCAAUCUCUCUUUAAUAUACAAGGUAUAAUAUAAAGACGAUUACUAUUUAACAAAAAAAAAUUAAAAACUUCAUAUUAUCACUGCUUUAUACUAUAUAUACAAGCUUCAGCUUUUAGUAUAAUUGAUAUAUCAUUAUAAUUAAAUACUUAUAAAUAUUACUUCUAUCAUACUUUAUUGGUUCAAGGGCAACUGGCUUAAUUUCUGCGAUAAAGCCAAUUUUUUUGCUGUUAAAAUAUAAAAAAGAAAAGAAAUGAUCUCUUAUUGUUUAGAAAAGCAUGUGCAUCAUCCUAAUUUUACUGUAAAGUUAAUUAAGGAAACCGGUAACCAGAUUAAUCUUAGAAUAAGGAGAGAGAGGAAGAUUCUGCAAAUUGCUGCCCCAUAUCUCACUUGUGAUCCUGAUUCAGCCAAGUUGCAGGAAGUUGUCACACCUAUAAAUAAAUCUCAUCAAUUACUGGUCAAGCACUCCCCCCAUCCAAUCUAUGAAAUGGAUGUACUGAAUAGCGUUGCGGAAACGUCUACAACGUCUCCAAGUAAACGUUAUGACGUAUUCUUAAUGACCGGCGAUAAGAUUAUACGUACUACGCCUUCAAAAGAUGUUGAAAAGUCCCCUCCGCCUCCCAAGCCAAAACGAGAAACAAAUGGUAAAAAAUCAAGAAUACCUCGACGAGCGCCUCUGGCUGAAGCCGAGGAAAUGCCAGCUGUUUUGCCAGAAGAUAGUUCUGACAUACUGCUUGAAACUAACCGUUCUACCGCAUCACUUAAAGAUUCUGGUCUAGAGAUGGAUUGUUCAACGGAUGCCAUAUCUCAUUCGUCUAGCCGCAUCCCAUUAUCAAAUUCAUCGGUGCGUUCGAGUAAGAGUCACGAAAACUAUUUACAAGGCAUUACGACUGCUGUGGUUGAUAUUGAUUUGGAUGGUAUGGCAACUUCUGUGGAUGUAUUGCACAACGAGAGAAUCAAAUCGUUGGAAAAUUGUUCUUCUCCGACGAAAGUUCCGGAAUAUUCAACUUCUCUUCAAAACUCUCCCGAUCAUCCUAUUUCGCCAACAAUCAACUCUCGUAAAGUCCAUAUGCCCACCUUUAUAGCCGGGGAAGAACCACGCGCUGUAGCCAAAUCGAAAACAAAAGAUCCUAAGGAAUUUCCUCAAGCAGUUCAGGAAGCUAUUGUGGAAGAAGACGUACACGCAAUGUUCGAUAAAUUACGUCGAGAAAUUGACCUGCAACUCUCCGAUACCGAAAGCUAUUCGAAACCUCAGAAAAUUGAGGUGGACCAAUUUAAAAUUACGUCAAGCGAACCUCAUUCAAAUCCCCCAAGUCCAGCAGAAAGAGCCGAAUCAUUGGCCUCUAGCGAUGGUUCAGAUGCUGAGAGUCUCUAUCAUCAACCAAUUAAAGAGGUUGAUAGGCCUUCAGCAGCCAGGUUAGCAAAAAGAUUGUACAGCUUAGACGGUUUUAAGAAAAGCGACAUUUCACGACAUUUAAGCAAAAAAAAUGAAUUCUCUCAGCUGGUUGGGGAUGAAUUUUUAAAAUAUUUUAGUUUUGAAGGAUAUAGUCUGGAUAAGGCACUCCGAGAAUUUUUAUCACAUAUUGUUUUAACGGGCGAGACAUGCGAGAGGGAACGUGUAUUAGUUCAUUUCGCUCAAAGAUUUGUACUAUUAAAUCCAGGAUGUUUCAAUUCGGAUGAUUCUUGCCACACUCUGACUUGUGCGAUUUUGCUUUUAAAUGGUGAUUUAAAUAAUACGGCAAUCGAGCCAGAACGAAAGAUGACCUGCAAGCAAUUUAUUGAAAAUUUGCAAUGCUUAAACGAUGGAGAAAACUUUCCUAAGGAAAUAUUAAUGCAAAUCUAUCAAAGUAUAAAAAACGAGCCUUUAGUUUGCCAAGUCGAACAAGACGAUCUACCGCAAUUAAACGAUAAUAGGUCUAUUCCAGAGCCUCCGCAGGAAUCUCAAGGAAAUCUUGAAGGACAGAAAAAAGGUUACAUGAUGAGGAAAUGCUGUUGGUAUUCUAACGGCAAAAAAACACCACUGGGAAAACGUAAGUGGAAAAUGUUUUACGUCAUGUUAGAAGGUAUGGCUCUUUGUUUGCAUAAGAACGAAAAUGGUUUCAAGAAGCAAGGAGUUACUGAUAAUCCAGAUAAUUUGAUUAGAAUUUAUCACGCUUUCGCUGAGCCAGCCUUAGACUAUAAAAAAAAACAGCACGUGUUCACUUUAUACACAGCGGAUGGAUCAAAAUAUAUGUUCCAAUGCAGUAAUACAAAAGAUACUGAAGAGUGGAUUUUGUCUAUAAAUAGAACAUCAGCUUUUCUGUCAGCACCUCCUCUUCCUGCACCUUGCAGUUCACAGAAAAAAUUUCAGCGUUAUGUCAUGCCGUCCAGCUAUACAAAAUUGAGCGCGCAACAACAAUUCUUAAGUCAUCAAGAGCAUUUAAAAAAAUUAAAGCAAGAUCUUAUUGAGCAUUCUCGCACAGCUCCCGAAAAGGGAGCUAAAAGUCGCCUUAUUGAGGAACACAAAUCUAUUGAAUCUUACUUACAAAUGGAAGAAAAAAGAUUUGACACUUACUUUUGCCUUUUACAAGAACAUUUAAAUACUAAUAUCGCUGGAUCUCUAGCCGAAACUGUUAUAGGAGAAGUCGAUGAGCCGCCUUCUUCGCCGACUGAUAAAUUUCGUCAGACGAAUAUGUUUGAAAGGUCGUUAUACAAUAAAGGUUCACCGGAAACAGGUCGCCUACUGAGAAGAUAUCCCGGAGGGUGUCCUGAAGAUCAUGGUACUGCUGUGUAG